GAGCCCUUGGGAAGGGCAUCUUUGUACACAAAGAAGAAUCUGAGAGGAGCCUUGCCUGUCUGAAACCUGUAGGCAUUUGAUAUGCUGAGUGCUGCUCACACGUCUCUGAUUUUCUAGCCUUGACCCUGACCCCCAGCUCCACAGAGUUGAGGCCAACAGCGAAGGCACCUGUCGUCCUCUGAUCCUGGGAGAGGGGGCUCCGGGAAACAGAGAGCAUGGGUGUCUGGACCUCAGGCACCGAUAUCUUCCCAAGUCUUUGGGGAAUGUACGUGUCUCCAAGAAGUCCUGGGUGGAUGAACUUCAUCCAACAUUUGGGAGUUUGCUGUUUCGUUGCUUUCAUUUCAGUGGGCCUCCUCUCUGUGGCCUUCUCCUGGUUUCUGUCCUCAUUUAUAGUCUUCGCCACCUCCUGGGUGAUCACGUGUGUUCUCCUGUGCUGCUCCAAGCACGUGCGAUGUUUCAUUCUUCUCUUCUUCCUCUCUUGUGGCCUGCGUGAAGGCAGGAAUGCUUUGAUGGCAGCUGGCACAGGCGUAGUAAUAUGUGGACACGUGGAAAAUAUCUUUCACAACUUUAAAGACCUCCUGGACAGUAUGACUUGCAACCUAAGAGCAAAGAGCUUUUCCGUACACUUUCCACUUUUGCAAAAGUAUAUCGAAGCGAUUCAGUGGCUUUACGGUCUGGCCACUCACCUAAGUCUAUUUGAUGACCUUAUUUCUUGGAACCAGACUCUGGCAGUCUCUCUUUCCAGUCCCAGCCAAUCCCUGGAGGCACAGCUAAAUGACACGAAAGGCAGAGUCCUGGGGGUCUUGUACCAGACGGUGACGGCGACAGAGCUGUUGUCCUCCCUGGGACGGCAGCUACUUGCCCUCGCAGGGCUUUUGCUGGUGCUACUCGGCACUGGCCUCUUCAUGAAGCGGUUUCUGGACCCUUGUGGUAGGAAGUUUGAAAACAUCUACAUCACAAGACAGUUUGUUCGGUUUGACGAGAGAGAGAGGCAUCAACAGAGACCCUGUGUCCUCCCGCUGAGUAAGAAGGAAAGGAAAAAGUACGUCGUCGUUCCGUCUUUCUGGCUGACUCCGAAAGAAAGGAAAAACGUGGGGCUGUUUUUCCUCCCCAUAUUUACUCACUUCUACAUCUGGAUGCUGUUUGCAGCCAUUGAUUUUCUGCUAUAUCAGCUCAUUUCCUCAGUGAGCAAACAUUUCCAAAGCUUGCCAGCACUGGAGCUUCACCUGAAGCUGCACAGGGAGGAGCAAGGAACUCAAAACAUCAUCCAUAAUUCCUCCUUUAACAUAUCUCUGUUUGAAUCCAACUGUAUCCCUAAACCGAAGCUCCUUCUGUCUAAGACCUGGAUUCCUCUCAGUAUUAUUCUGGGGAUACUAGUGAUGCUAGGACUGUUGUCUUCCUUCCUGAUGCAACUUAAAAUCUUGGUGUCAGCCUCCUUCUACCCAAGCGUGCAGAGGGAGCGCAUCCAACACCUACACAUGAAACUACUGAAGAAAAGAGCAAAGCAGCCAGUGGGAGAAGUGAAAAGGAAAUGGAAUCUGUACUUCACAAAGAUUCAUUUCUGGCUUCCAGUCCUGAAAAUGGUUAGGAAGAAACAAAUGGACACAGCAAGUGGAGACAAUCCAUGAGAGACCCAAGUAGCUCCCUGGUCAUAUUACACCAGCAAUUGUCCUUAGCUCUACUGUUGGUGGUCACUAUUUAUGCGCAACAGCAGAGAAUUAUGGUAUAUGCACAGUCCUUAAGGGGAUUAAGCUUUCAGGGCCAAACUACUUUUCUUUAUAAGGCCAAAGGGCUAUCAGGUAAAUGGUUAUGUCAUUUGUCUUCUAAACAAGGCACAUGAUCUAAACUGUGUCACAAUAUAACAGGACUAUAAAAUACCAAGUCCGUUGAGGGUAAGUUUCAUCAUAGAGUAAUAUUCCAAGAAAAAAAAAUUAGAAAAAAAUAAAAAACUCUACUGUAGGCUCACAAGCAAAUACCAAGGAUAACAUAAAUGUAUAAUACCAGUAAAAUAUCUUUAAACCCCUCUGUCCCUUCUCUGCCCUUCUCAAUAUCUUCCAUAGCUAUUCCAUACCCCCACAACUGUCUCUCUUCCCCCGGCCCCUUAUUCAUGAACUGUUUCCAAACCCUAUCUCUAGCAGCUCCUAAUUUCUUCUUACCACCACCUCUGCUCUUAUCCCUACUUUCCUGGAUCUCUUGUUUUUCCUUUUCUACCAAAUCUUCUAACCAUAUUUAUUUAGGGACAGCAUUUAUCAAAGUCAUAUGCAAUGUUUGUUAAAAUGCCCAUCUUGGGCCUCUUUUUUACUCAAUAUAUAAUAUAUAGUACAGGGGCCUAUUUCCCCUAUACUCUAAAUACCUAGGGAGGAGGGGAAAACCCUUGAAUACUGAUUCUAUUAUCUCUGAAGUCCUAGAAAGGGUAAGAAAUAAAGAAACAUUAAUGUCUUUUUAUUUUUUAACUUUCAUUUUCAAAAAUUUUUAGAGAUACAAAAAAGUUGCAAAAUAGAGCAGAGUUCCAUUUACUCUUCACCCAUCAUCCCCAAAUGUUAACAUCUUACAUAGGCAUAGCACAAUUAUCAAAACCAGGUAAAUAACAUUGAAAAAUGUAUAAUCUACAGAGUUUAUUGAAUUUUCAUCAGUUGUUCCACUAAUAGCCCUUUUCUGACCCUUGAUUCAAUUCAGGCUCACACAUUGCAUUCAACUGUCAUGGUUCCUUGGUCUGGUCCAACUAGGGAUCAUUUCUCAGUCUAUCUUUUUCUUUCAUGAUCUUGACACUUUUGAAGAAUACUGACCAGUUGUUUUGUAAAAUGUCCUUUGAUGUGGGAUUUUCUGAUGUUCCUUGUAAAUAAACCCAAAUAAUGUAUUUUUGGAAGAAUACUACAGAAGUGAUGAUGUGUUCUUCUCAGUGUGUGAUAUCAGGGGGCACAUGAUGUGACAUGUCUCAUAACUGGUGAGGUUACCUUUCAUCACUUAGUUAAGAUGGGUGUGCCAGAUUCUUCCACUAUUAAAAAGUUCCUAUUUUUCCCUUUGUAAUCAAUAAAUAUGUUGUGGGGAAAUACUUGGAGACUAUGAAAACAUCCUGUUUCUCAUCAUACUUUUCCCCUCUAAUUUUAGCAUCCGUGGAUGCAAAACCAUGAUGGCCAAACAAUGAUUAUCUUCUACAUUUCUUAAUUGGAAUUUCAUAUUAUCCCCAGAAAGAAACAUGUUCUCAAGGACUGAACUUUGAGAGUAGGUAUUUACACAUACUAUAUCAUUUAUGUUUCAUGACAACCCUGUGCGGUAGGUAUUAUUAUUUCCAUUUCGUAAGCGCAGAAAUCUUACCCUCAGAGACCCUGACUUAGCUGGCCUGGAGUGGAGCCUGGGUGCUGACAUGUUUAAAGCUCCUGGAUGAUUCUAAUGGGCAGCCAGGAUUGAAAACAACAAUUCCAGGAAGCUUUGCAGAAUUGCAGGUCUUUCAAUUCAGGUCUUCAAUGGUGAAAUCUCUCUAACAGAAGGAGCCUACACUAGAAAUGUGUCGGAUUCAGCAUGUUCCAAGGUGUGUGCCUCGGACCGCCAGUCCUUUAGUUGUUCCAUGAAACGAAUUACCGGAUGUUAGUAAAUCUAUACAAUCUGCCUUCCAAACUUGAAGAUUCAUAAAGUACAUUGGCAUAAUUUAAAAACUUUGAGAAACCGUAUAACGAAGAAAUGUCUUUUAAUCUUGUUUCACCCAGAAUUUCCCCAAAUUACUAAAUCAGGAAACAAUUUUAUCUGUAAUAACUAUUGUCAUCCCAUAGGACCAGUCCUACAGCCCAUACUCUGGCAAAUGCUGAUAUAAUUGGCAUGACUUUCAACC
Molecule: messenger RNA, 3826 nt
Organism: Rhinolophus ferrumequinum (greater horseshoe bat)
Lineage: Eukaryota; Metazoa; Chordata; Mammalia; Chiroptera; Rhinolophidae
Gene: DCSTAMP
Product: dendrocyte expressed seven transmembrane protein
Exons: 5
Coding region: 216-1628 (470 amino acids)
Cellular component (GO): membrane
Source: RefSeq, a predicted model, not a curated record